UACGCUUUGAUUCACCGCUUUUCGAUUUUACCCCUUUUCCGCUUUUAGGUAGAAUCGCGUUUUUGACUGCAUUGACCGCGGUGAAUGCAUUCCACCGCUGCAUACUAAAGAGGUGAAUGCAUCACCGCUGUUGACGGUCGCGGUGAAAGCUUCACCGCGUUUGUCGGUCGCGAUGAAGGCCUAACCUAAGGCUGAAACUUCAAACCAACGUAACUUUGCGCUCGGUUAUUUGAUCGUAGCGAAAUUUUUUCGAUUCUGCAUAACUUUUCAAGAUCUUUCAAUCUGCAACCGGCCUUCAUCCCAAAAAAUAUCGUUUGCUACCCUGAACGAGCAAUUUUUCAAUUUUCCAAACUUUAGAAGGUCAUUACUUUGUGCUCCUCAAUCCAAAAGUCAUGAAGUUUUCUUUUUAUUGCGCAUAACUUUUUAAUAACUACAACUUUUACUAGGAAAGAAUUUUCCAAACAAAAAAUAGUUUUGGGUAUACGGGAUUUUGGGAAUAACUUUGCCUUUACUUUUUACAAAUUCACAUACAUUCCAAAAUUAUAAUUAUGGUCAAAGUUGUAGUCCUUAAAAAGUUAUGAGAAAUCAAAAUAAGUUUCAUGACAUUCGGAUUGCGAAGCACAAAGUUAUGGUCUUCCAAAGUUUGUCGAAAUGGAAAAAUAUCUCAGGAGCAUGAUUUACCACUCCCCCAGCUGUGGUUUUCCUGGUUGUCUCUUUCAAAAUGGUGGUACAACACGAAUUUCCACAGCAGGCUGACGCUGACACUCUUUGAGGCCUUGUAUGGCUACUCACCAUCUCACUUUGCUCUCCAAAACCCGUUGUCAACUACUGUGGCAGUUGUGGCUGAUCGACUGACUCAACAACAAAGGGUGGUGGGACUCCUGCGAAAUAAUUUGGCCAAAGUUCAAAAUAGUUGUGGCUGGCCGAAGCUUAAGGAGCCACCAUCUAGCUUAUGACAUAAAAGUAGCGCUUGUUGGGAGGCAACCUAACAUAGGUUUAUGUUUGUUUUUAUUUUAUUUGGAUGUUAAGUACUAUUAUUGUGUAAUAAUCUCGUCUUGCGCGAGUAUUUGUGUGGAGGGGUGGCACGACUCUAACUACACAUCCCAACCGACGGCCAAAUAUAACCGAAGACCGGGUGUAGCAUAGGGUAAGCAAGCAAUAAAAUUUAUCGUACCACGGAGAUCUAAACUUACCUUACUUCAGGUUUAGGGUUCGUUAUCUAGACAACCUCGGAUAUUGAUUAGAAAAACUAAACUAAUUAACCUAUCACUAUUUACAAGGUUGCAACUCUCAUGGGUUUGAAUCCCCCUAGUUACGUCAAUUUGAACGAUGUUGAGUACUAUCCUAGCUCGAGUGUCUCAAUUACUCUACUGUUAAGAGAUAGACUCCCUCGGGAUCGAUCUGGAAUGGCGAAUCGGUGGAUGGGUAGGUGCUCUAUUCAACCUUGGGUUUCAUAUAUUGAUAGGAGGUAGAUCUAAUCAACUCCCUUAGAGAUUACCUGGACAAUAUACGAUAGGAGUGACCCGAAGACGAUAAUAAUGGGCUCUAAGGGGAUGUCACCCUCCUAGGUCAAAAGCUCAAAACAUGAAAAUGGAAACUCAACUCAUGUCAUUCAUGAAAACAUCCAUCAAUUAAGAAAAUCAUCAAUCAAACAUGUAAUAUGUCACAUAUAUCAACACCCAAUCAAAAUCUAGAACUAGGGUUAUUCUUAAGAGAAGAGGGUGAAUUUCUAGAGAGAGUACAAAUUGGAGCACAUGAUCUUCUUCUUAUAUGUUGAUUCCUUGCUUCCAAGCUUGAUCAAUGCCUUCAAUUAAGCUCCAAGAUCACUCAAGAAAUCUCUCCUUUGGUGUUUUGGGUCGAAACCCUAGAGAGAGAAUCAAUUUCUCCUCCAAAAACCAACUCCCCUUUCUCUCUCCUAGCUGCUAUCUUUAUAUUUGCCAGACAGUGCCGACUUCACGAUCACUUCUCACGCCCAUGAUAUUAGCAAGUCGAGGCUGAUCUUGGCAAAAAAUGCACCAUUUUGGGCCGUUUUUCACGGUCUCGGGACCGUGAUAUCUUUUAGGCCCGCAAGAUGUACAAUGGCUGCUGAAAUUUGGCAACUUCAUGGUAUGGGGGUGAUUAUCAUGGUCUUAGGACCGUGAUAAAUGAGUGAUGCCCUUGAAGUCUUGCACUUCACUCCCUGGGGGUGAUUUCACCCUCUCGGGGCGUGACAAAUGCCUUCAGCCGGUGAACAUUGCACAACCUCCACUUUAUGGCUCGUGUUGUCUGUUGACCUCCGAAUUAUCCGAAACACGUCCAAGACCUUCCCACACGUACUAGGACCUGAAAUAUGACAAAAGAAGCACAGUUGAACCCGAAUGUGUACAAUUGAGUGGUAAAAUGUGUACAAUCGAACCCGAAUCACACCCCCACACUUGAAUGUUUGCUUGCCCCAAGCAAACCAAGUACAAAACAAAGUAAGCUUACAACUUCUUUUUCAACAAAUUUUUUGGGGCAUGUCAUAAAGCACAAAACGAAUGAAUCACAAUAGUUACUUGAUACCGACCUAUGGACAGAAACAAAGUAUACUUGGCAACCACCACAAACGACAUUCAACUAUGGCAAAAUAAUGCAUCACCACCGUAGGUAUCCAAUCAAAUUGAUUGGGAAAAAUCCAACUAAUAUUACUUUUUCUUGAGUUUUUCUUCGAACCUAGCAAUGAAGGACAAGAUUUCGG
This is a messenger RNA of Linum trigynum, 2716 nucleotides long. The record is from the annotation of a GenBank genome assembly. Lineage: Eukaryota; Viridiplantae; Streptophyta; Magnoliopsida; Malpighiales; Linaceae.